Messenger RNA from Meloidogyne enterolobii, 2189 nucleotides. The record is from the annotation of a GenBank genome assembly. NCBI's taxonomy places the organism in Eukaryota, Metazoa, Nematoda, Chromadorea, Rhabditida, Meloidogynidae.
AAAAAAAAAUUUAAAAAAUGUCAGAAUGGAAGAGGAAAACCAGCAGUAGUUCGGCUACUUCAGUCGGUCGAAUUCAAACCUGGGCUCGUGGUCAGAUUAACAGAGCAGCGGGGUAUAUCAGACAAGUUUCAAGAGACUUUGCUGCUUCGUUUGAUGAGGAGGAGGAAAAUGCUGGAAGGGUGCGGGAGCGGCGAGAAAUUGUUCAGGCUUCCGAUGGACACUUCUUCGAACGCCUCACAGUGGGGGAUGAUGUAGAUUUGUCGGCUAUUUUGCCCAGUAAAUACAUAGAAGCAAAUAAUGCUGAACUCUUAAUUGACACUAAAAAGCCGAUUAAAAACAGUAUUACUAGCAGUAAACAGUUGACUGAACGCUUUGGGCAGUUCUCUCUGCGGCCCCCGUCAAAAGAUGUAGAACAACAAAAGAAGCAUAUGAAUGAUCUUUAUCUGGAAACAGUUUACACCAUUCUCCAUCGAAUUGGAAAGAAGGAAAGUUCAGUUUCCGUUGGUAGUGUUGGAGGAGUUUCAGGCGAAGAACAAUUACUUCAAUAUGCAAAAUCAGCAUUUCAAAUAGACGAAAAAACACACAAAGCUUUAGUUGAGAAGGCUCUUAGCGAAAAACCACCGAUUUUGCUUUUGAAUGUUUUGCUUUUGGAAGCAAGGGAUUUGAUAGCUAAAGACAUUGACGGCUUCUCAGACCCCUUUGUUAUGUUGGGAGUAAUACCAUCAUCGUCCAAAGGUGGAGAAGAUGAACAACACGAAGCUACAAAUGCUACAGGCGGCUCUCAAGACUCACCUGAAGAAGAACAAAAUAACAACAACUCAUCAGGAAAACCUCCCCAGCAUCGCAGAGUACUCCAAAGGCUUAGUGGUUCAUUCCGUCGUAAAGCCUUCCCUGGAGCUUCUAGAAGAGAAAAGUUGGAAGCAGCAUUUGAACAGACUGGUGAUGGGAUACCUGCACGUAUAAUAAAAGCAUCCUCUGUCCAGAAGAAGACACUCAAUCCAAAAUGGAACGAAAAGUUUCAAUUUGUAGUGGGUGAUUGUACUGAUCGAUUCCAUUUGGAUAUAUGGGACCAUGAUGAUGAGAAUCGAAGUGUAUUGGACGUUGUUUCUUCCCUCAACCAAGUUCAAGGCCUCAAAGGAUUAGGGCGUUACUUUAAAGAAGUAACACAAAGUGCUAGAGCUAGUUCCGGUGGUGGAGGUUGUGCUGGGGGUGAUGGACUUGUUGAUGAUUUUCUUGGUUCUCUUACUUUUUCUCUGGGAGAGAUUCCUUCUACUGGAGUUGAGCAAUGGUUUAAUUUGGAGAAGAGAUCUGAAAAGUCUGAAGUUUCUGGUCAGAUUAGGCUGAAAAUGUGGUUAAGUACUCGAGAAGAACACCGUUUAUCAAGCACAGAGGAACAACGAAACGACGAUUUUAUUUUUCUAGAUGAUGAUGCUGAUGGUUUAGUAGAUGUCCAACAACACAAAGACCUUUUAAGGCAAUUUGCACUUUAUGAGAUUGGAAGGAAGGGAGAUCCUGUUUGUGCAUUCAGGGGCCAAUUGCCAGAUUUGGCUUUACUUAUAUUACACCAACACGCAAUACAGAGUGAUCUGACUGAAUUACACCAGAUGAUGUGUCAAUGGUUGGCCUAUAUACAAAUGAUUGGAAUGGGUAUUUCCUUUGAACUAAUCUAUGAAACAUUUUCGAAGCUCGAUGAAGAAUACGUUCUUGCCGAUUCUUUACUUCAAUUCAGCGAAUUUUGUCGUUCUGCAAUUCUAAGGCAUCGGCUAAGGAUUAGAGUGCGUUCUGGCUCUAGGCGCAGAUCUCCCUCACCUAAGCGUUCAGAGCUCGAAUCUUUUGGUGAAAUGCUUAAAUGUUACAGAUUAGUUCGAGAAAGCCCAGUUUUUGCUCACUUAGUUCCAUAUCAAACACAUUUUCGUACUGAAAUGAGAGAACUUAUGGAAAAAAGUGCUAAUCUUCAUUUUAAUGCAAUUUUAUUAAAUAUUGAGGAAAUUAAUAAAAUUGAAAAUAAUUCUAAAAAUAAGGAGAAUAAUGCCAUUAAUAGGCUUUAUUUAUUAAUUCAUUCCCUUAAUACUACGUUAGAAAGAAGCUCAAAAUUUGAGGAUAUUUUUAAACAAGAAAUGUCUGAAAUUGUAAAUUAUGCUGAUAUUGGUUAUUGUACUUUUGAUUUAUUGGUGGGUUUAAUUCAGUAG